This is a messenger RNA of Annulohypoxylon truncatum, 1391 nucleotides long. RefSeq lists its product as uncharacterized. Bases 236 to 1276 code for a protein of 346 amino acids. The record is from RefSeq and is a predicted model, not a curated record. The transcript has a single exon. NCBI's taxonomy places the organism in Eukaryota, Fungi, Ascomycota, Sordariomycetes, Xylariales, Hypoxylaceae.
AUCCCAUUGAAAAAGGCCAGCGUGCGAAGAUAAAAUGUGCGUUCCAGCCAUCUUCAUCAGGCUCGGUGUAAUUUGUCUUGAGUCAAGAAUCAAAGCCCCAACUUUUUUAAGUCGUCUUAUUGCCAAAACAAAAACUCGAUCAAGCAGGUCAGGUCAUCUAUAUCUCUCAAGUUGGUAUAGAUUAUAGAGCAAGCAGGCUUGCCAAGUGAAGAGAAAGGAAAAAAGGGAAGAGAAAAUGUCGACUGUACCACCGCCAACCCCUGAUAUGAUGACUGCCUGUCGAGCCAUUGUGCUCUAUCACACUUGCGGCUGCAAGUCGGAUAACAAUCUGACCUACUUUUGCAACAAACCUGACUGCCAACACGAAGCGUCAACUUUAGUCGUUGCCAAUCUGCCAUUCGCUUGUGGAUCAAAGCAGGGGCGGUCUGAAGCGUGUAAAAUUGAAGACAAGGCAAAAAAGGAAUUCGUCAGAGAAGUAGACACGGCAGACAAACUUGAAAACAUCGUAGUCCUCCCAGAGUGUACCAAGGAUGACAUCACCGCCUUGGUAACUCCCUGGACCGGGCCGCUGACUCCAGAAGGAGAGUUUUAUAGCCAUUAUCGGCGAAGGCACGAUGUGAAAUCCGCUGAUUCUCCUUCACAAGAAGCACCCCCCUCUAGUCUGGACAUCGCUACAAAGGAAGUCAACCUCGAAGAAGUCGAGCAAGCGUCACGGGAGUAUAGCGAAGCCAAUGAUGAAGCCCACCACAGUGACGGAGACAUGAAGGUAGGUUCUAGUCUGCAAGAUGAGCAGGGGGAGGACAGUAAUAUCCGUAAGGACUGCAAUGUCGAGACUGAGCUGUUCACGGUAGGUGACGAGGAAAAUGAGAUUGAAUUUGUGGAUGUUGAGCUUGACGAUGAUUACGACAUCUAUGAGGAUGUCGACAUUAAUAAGAACUUGGAGAGCUACGGAGAAUACGAAGGUAAGACCAGUAUCGAACGCAAUUUGCGGAUUGACUCUCAGAAAAACAUUGGACACACCCCCUACGGCAACUUAGACUGCGCAGAGGUAAGUAACGACAUGGCAGAGCACGUUAACAAGAUUCAUGGAACGGCAAGGGAGGAGCAUCACAACGCGUUCAGCCCGGUGCAGGACAGAUUCGAUGGAAUGGGUAUGACGGAUGAUAUGAUCGACUUCCUAAUAGAAACUAGGGAGCGUGGGGUCAAUGGGCCUGAGAGACAGAAAACAGCACUGGGAAUGCUCUGGUCGUGCUUCAGCUUGUAUACCCGUAAAUAGGUGGUUUUUGGGAUUGAGUAAAAGCCUGGGAUUGGUUACUGAUAGGUAGCCUUUGUAGAGUUUAUGCAUACCUAACAUUAAUUAUCUGAGUUUUACUGAGUUUGAUUUUUAAUAA